Molecule: messenger RNA, 1156 nt
Organism: Physeter macrocephalus (sperm whale)
Lineage: Eukaryota; Metazoa; Chordata; Mammalia; Artiodactyla; Physeteridae
Product: KH domain containing 4, pre-mRNA splicing factor
Exons: 8
Coding region: 53-1141 (362 amino acids)
Cellular component (GO): nucleus
Molecular function (GO): RNA binding
Source: RefSeq, a predicted model, not a curated record
CGGGAAGGUGGUAGCGGAGUAGUUGGCGGGUGGUUGAUCAGAGCCGGUCGCCAUGUCCGCGGGGAGCGCGACACAUCCUGGAGCCGGCGGGCGCCGCAGCAAAUGGGACCAACCAGCUCCAGCCCCCCUUCUCUUUCUGCCACCAGCGACCCCAGGUGGGGAGGUUACCAGCGGUGGGGGAAGCCCUGGGGGCUCCACCGCUGCUCCCUCUGGAGCCUUGGAUGCUGCUGCUGCUGUGGCUGCCAAGAUCAAUGCCAUGCUUAUGGCCAAAGGAAAGCUGAAACCAACUCAGAAUGCUGCUGAGAAGCUUCAAGCCCCUGGCAAAGGCCUAACUAGUAAUAAAAGCAAGGAUGACCUGGUGGUGGCUGAAGUGGAGAUCAAUGAUGUGCCUCUCACGUGUAGGAACUUGCUGACCCGAGGACAGACUCAAGAUGAGAUCAGCCGACUUAGUGGGGCUGCAGUGUCAACUCGAGGGAGGUUCAUGACAACUGAGGAGAAGGCCAAAGUAGGACCAGGGGAUCGUCCAUUAUAUCUUCAUGUUCAGGGCCAGACACGGGAAUUAGUGGACAGAGCUGUAAACCGAAUCAAAGAAAUUAUUACCAAUGGGGUGGUCAAAGCUGCAACAGGGACAAGUCCAACUUUUAAUGGUGCGACAGUCACUGUCUAUCACCAGCCAGCGCCUAUUGCACAACUGUCUCCAGCUGUUAGCCAGAAGCCUCCCUUCCAGUCAGGGAUGCAUUAUGUUCAAGAUAAAUUAUUCGUGGGUCUAGAACAUGCUGUGCCCACUUUUAACGUCAAGGAGAAAGUGGAAGGUCCAGGCUGCUCCUAUUUGCAGCACAUUCAGAUUGAAACGGGUGCUAAAGUCUUCCUGCGAGGGAAAGGUUCAGGCUGCAUUGAGCCAGCAUCUGGCCGAGAAGCUUUUGAGCCUAUGUACAUUUACAUCAGUCAUCCCAAACCAGAAGGCCUGGCUGCUGCCAAGAAGCUCUGUGAGAAUCUCUUGCAAACAGUGAGUUAUAUUUAUCUGUCUGAAACUUAUCUAGGAGAUCUACUGCCAUUUUGGAGUGUGUGUCUUAGCUAUUUUUCUAUCUGUAUUAGUUUCCUAGUCCUGCCAUAUCAAAUUACCACCAACUGGGUGACUUAAAACAAUAGACAUUUA